CUCAUCUCAGUACCAGAUUUGUUGGAACAUUGGGAUACACAGCACCUGAAUAUGCAAUUCAUGGCCAAUUGUCAGAAAAGGUGGAUACAUAUAGUUAUGGUGUGGUUGUCCUUGAAAUCAUAAGUGGCCAAAAGAGCAGUGAAAUCAAAUCUGAUGCUAUGGGUGAAUUUCUACUUGAAAAGGCAUGGAAACUGUAUGAGAAUGGCAAGCACGUGGAGCUGGUGGAUCCAAAUCUGGAUCCAAAUGAAUACAAACCAGAAGAUGUAAAGAAGAUUAUAGAAAUUGCUCUGAUGUGCACUCAACCAUCAGCUGCUCAAAGGCCUACAAUGUCUGAAGUUAUAGUUCUACUUAAAAGCACUAGCUCCUUGGAGAAUAGGGCGCUCACUAGGCCUGUUUUUGUUGAUUCUGAUAAGAGAGUGAAGGGAGACACAUCAACCUCUACUGCUUCCUCCACAUCCAACGCCACCGUAUCGGUUUCUCAAGUUUCAGGCCGCUAAGUAAUAAUUAAACCAGUAACUCUUGUACAAAAUAUUUGGGAGUUUCCUUUGGAUGUUUAGUUUCGAAGCAAAGAUGUUUUUUUUUAAGUCUACUAGGAUUGUUAACAAUAGUGAUUUCACACUCCUUUUUCUUCGUUUGAAUUCCUCUUGGUUUUCAUUGUAAAGCACAAAUGCUAGUUGUAUGUCCCAGAGCCAAACAUUUGAUGUACUUUAAAUCUUUAGUAUUCAAUAAUA
Molecule: messenger RNA, 731 nt
Organism: Prunus avium (sweet cherry)
Lineage: Eukaryota; Viridiplantae; Streptophyta; Magnoliopsida; Rosales; Rosaceae
Source: RefSeq, a predicted model, not a curated record